AUGCUGGCUGUGCCUGGGAUUUUGAGCGUGGAGGCACUGGGCAAGGGCCCAUGGUGGAAGGCUCCCUUCACGGUGGACUAUGCGCCUCUUCUGCCGGAGGGACCCCUCAAGUUUUUUGCGGUGGUGGCGGUGGGCCACCUGGCGUGGGGGUACCUGGAGUACAAGCGCGUGCAGAACUUCAAUGCGAACGGCCAGACCGGACUGUUUGCUGCCCCCUUUGACCCCAUGGGGUUGCGCAAUGACUACCGCCGCCAGAGCGAGGUGCGCAAUGCUCGGCUGGCAAUGUUGGCUAAUCUGGGAUUCUGGAGCCAGGCGGCAGUCACCGGCAAGGGGCCCCUACAGAACCUCAGCGAUCACCUCGCAGACCCCCUCCACAACAACGUGCUGACACAGGGCAAGGCUGGCUGGUACGUGUUCGGAGGCGUUCUCUUCUUCUCUCUCUUCAUCAAUCUGCUGGGAUUCUCGGCCACCAAGGAAGACGCAAAGCUGCGCACUGUCUUCAGCGAAUUCAAAGUUUGA
Coccomyxa subellipsoidea C-169 is the source of this 519-nucleotide messenger RNA. RefSeq names its product chlorophyll a/b-binding protein. The coding region runs from base 1 to 519 and encodes 172 amino acids. Gene Ontology annotation, biological process: response to light stimulus; photosynthesis, light harvesting in photosystem I. Gene Ontology annotation, cellular component: membrane. The record is from RefSeq and is a predicted model, not a curated record. The transcript has 5 exons. Lineage: Eukaryota; Viridiplantae; Chlorophyta; Trebouxiophyceae; Coccomyxaceae.